Molecule: messenger RNA, 3582 nt
Organism: Leptosia nina
Lineage: Eukaryota; Metazoa; Arthropoda; Insecta; Lepidoptera; Pieridae
Source: the annotation of a GenBank genome assembly
AUGAAUUUCGAUGAUAGUUCGAGUAGUGGCUACGGUAUGGGAGAGACGAUUUACGGCACCCACGAAGACUCCCAUGUAGUGAUGUCAGAGAAGGUGCAAACAUUAGCUGGAAGUAUUUAUCAGGAAUUCGAGCGUAUGAUAGCGAGAUAUGACGAAGAUGUGGUGAAGACUUUGAUGCCAUUGCUGGUUAAUGUUUUGGAAUGUUUGGAUUCCGCGUACCAAACUAACCAGGAGCAUGAAGUGGAACUAGAACUAUUACGUGAAGACAAUGAGCAACUUGUUACGCAGUAUGAGCGCGAAAAGGCAGCGAGGAAGCACGCGGAACAGAAGUUGCUGGAAGCAGAAGAUCACUAUGAAGGGGAAAGAAAAGAUCUGACAGGAAGACUAGAAGCUUUGGACAGCAUUGUGCGGAUGCUUGAACUAAAGCACAAGAACUCCCUCGAUCAUGCAAGCCGUUUGGAGGAACGUGAGAAUGAGUUAAAGAAGGAAUAUGCGAAGUUGCACGAACGCUACACGGAGCUGUUCAAGACUCACAUGGAUUAUAUGGAACGCACUAAGCUACUUCUGAGCACGGCUAGCGAUCGCAGUGAAGUUCGUGGUAGGCUUGGCCUAAACCCUGUUGGGAGAUCUAGUGGUCCCAUAUCAUUUGGUUUCGCCUCACUGGAGAGUUCUGUCAAUGUAGUAGAGCAGACUGAAAGUAUACCAGGAAGCCCAGUGAGCCUCUCAUCAUCUCCGUCAUCACCACCUAUUGGUUCUGAAUUAGCAGCUGUGAGGACAGUGGAGAGGGCCCACCAAACAGAUCCGAUUAAGCAACAGAGUCAGGCUACAUCGCCGGUCGCACCUCCAUCCACAAAUACAGGAAAAUCUCAGACAAAAAGUGAGAAACGUAGCGGGAACACUCUGUAUCAAGAACUCGCUUUUCAUGACACCGAUGCGAAUAUUGUUGAAGGGGAUGACGGAGACGUACCGAUUACGGGCAGCUGGGUACAUCCGGGUGAAUAUGCGUCGUCAGUUAACGAUAACUAUUUUGGUAUGGGCAAAGAAGUCGAGAAUCUUAUUUUGGAGAACAACGAACUGCUCGCGACCAAGAACGCGUUGAACGUUGUGAAAGAUGAUUUAAUCGUGAAAGUUGACGAGCUCACUGGCGAGCAAGAGAUAUUGAGGGAGGAGGUCUCAAAUCUUAGUGCUGCGAGGGAGAAACUAAGGGAACGGGUCACUCAACUCGAGGAUGAAUUGAGACAUUUGAAGGAGACUAUGAGUUCGAACGCUGGCGGUGACAACGAAGAUGAAGCAGAUGUACCUAUGGCGCAGCGGAAGAAGUUUACUCGUGUUGAAAUGGCAAGAGUACUAAUGGAACGUAACCAAUACAAGGAGCGAUUCAUGGAGCUUCAAGACGCCGUCCGUUGGACGGAGAUGGUACGCGCCAGCCGCGUAGAGUCGACCAUGGACAAGAAGAGCAAGCAGAGCAUCUGGACGUUCUUCAGUAAACUUUUUAGCACGUCAGAUCGUCCGCAGCGCCCUUUAUCAACGCCGUAUUUAAAAGCAGUAGCGGCCCCGCAGCCACCGAUGCGGCAUUCGAGGACACAAGCUGACUUCUUAGAGACACAGCUGUCAGACCAUCACCACAGGCGACAGGAGAGGACGGAACAGUUUAGACAGGUUCGAGCACAUGUGCGCAAGGAAGAUGGUCGUACCCAAGCGUACGGAUGGAGUUUGCCCGGAAAAAGUGGCCAGGGGCAAAAAGGUCCCAAUGUGUCGCUGUCGUCGGGGGGCGUCCCGGUACCCGUGCCAGUGUUUUGCAGACCCAUAGCUGAGUCGGAACCUCGCAUGUCGCUUUUGUGCGCUGCAGCAGUCAACCUGUCUGGAGGGAAAAGACUGGAUGCUAAAAGCAUUAAUGACAACGCUAUGUGUUUAGCAUACGAAAUGAGCAAGGCGCAAACAGCUGGGUCGCCCGAAGUCGAACAAAUCGCUUGCGAGUUACAGUCAACGCAGUUGUACAGCAGUUUCGAAAAUAAUCUUUCUUCGCUCGUUUGGAUAUGCUCCAGUACGCAAAACAAAGGAAUUGUUAUGAUAAUCGACGCCAACAAACCAGCUGACGUGAUAGAAUCUUUCCCAGUCAGUGACAAGCACAUUCUGUGCAUAGCUUCUGUUCCUGGAGCGGUAGAGGAAGAUUUCCUCGAGUAUGAAGAACGGGUGACAGAUAGCGAGACAAAGAGACAUUCUGGAUCGCUGUUCUGUGGCGUAAGUAAAAGUGAUUCGACCGAGAGUCAAAAUAACGGGCUAGCGAUAGUAGCAAAUAGUAAUAGCUCCAGUGACACCGAUGGGAAGGAUAUCAUUGUCGGAAGCACGCGAUUGGUGCCAGCAACUAUCCUCACACCUCCAAGUACCCCGGUGAAAGAGUCUUCUUCCUCGAUAAACGACCACACUCCAAAAGAGUUAGCCAUAGAGAACAUCGAAGAUGUAGAUGGUACCCUCUCAGAAAGCCCACCACUUAGCUCAACCCCUAUUAACAAUACAGAAAGACGCACUUCUCCAGAGCCAGGUGUUGAUGCGUUCGCGCAAGAGCAGUCGGACGCGCGAAAAGGAGACGAACGGGCGACCACCGUUGGGCCUACCAUGUGGUUAGGCACGAAGAGCGGCAACCUUUACGUACACUCCGCGUUGAAGGAUUAUAGCAAGUGCUUAGCGAGGGUGAAACUGAAUGACGCAAUCCUCUCAAUAGUUGCAUGCUGGUCACGAUGUAUAGUCGCCCUGGCCGAUGGCACUGUGGCUAUUUUCUCUAGACUCGCGGAUGGGCAGUGGGACUUCUCACAGUACUGUCUUAUGAUACUCGGUGAUCCGAAGUGUUCAGUUCGAUGCCUGAGCGCUGUCGGAAGUGGUACGGUGUGGUGCGGGUACCGGAACAAGGUGCACGUGAUAGAACCGCGAGCUGGGGCGCUGCUUCAUACCCUUGAAGCACAUCCGCGACAAGAGAGUCAGCUGAGGCAGAUGUGUGCUGAUGGGGAUGGUGUCUGGGUGACGAUCAAGAUGGACUCAACGCUCCGCCUCUAUCACGCACACACGUACCAACAUUUAAAAGACGUGGACAUCGAGCCGUACGUCAGCAAAAUGCUCGGCACCGGCAAGCUGGGUUUCUCCCUCGUGAGAAUUACAGCCCUUCUCAUCAGCUCUGGCCGGCUGUGGAUCGGUACCAGUAAUGGUGUGGUGAUAUCCGUACCCCUGUCCGAAUCUCAAACGGAUCCCAAUAGUCCAGGCGGUGUUAUACCUCGGUGUUCCAUGGCUCAUGCCCAGUUGAGCUUUCACGGUCAUCGCGAUGCAGUCACCUUCUUCGUGGCGGUGCCAAGUUCGAGCUCGCCACGGAGCCCCGAAUCGCCAGAACAGCCCACUACACCACCGGGGCCUGCCCCCCCACCGACUCUCGUUAUAUCUGGCGGUGAGGGGUACAUCGAUUUUAGAAUAGCUGAUUCAGAAAUGGAAGACAGCGUGGUUGUAGCUGAGGACGGGUCUUCGAGUGGCCAUAGUUCUUUCGUCGAACGUGCCACCAAGAGCCACUUGAUCGUGUGGCAAGUGGCGUCCGCCUAA